Molecule: messenger RNA, 623 nt
Organism: Paralichthys olivaceus (Japanese flounder)
Lineage: Eukaryota; Metazoa; Chordata; Actinopteri; Pleuronectiformes; Paralichthyidae
Product: cAMP-responsive element modulator-like
Biological process (GO): regulation of transcription by RNA polymerase II
Cellular component (GO): nucleus; ATF4-CREB1 transcription factor complex
Molecular function (GO): protein binding; RNA polymerase II cis-regulatory region sequence-specific DNA binding; DNA-binding transcription factor activity, RNA polymerase II-specific
Source: RefSeq, a predicted model, not a curated record
UGACUUCAGCGGGCAGCAGUGAUGUCAUUGUGAUGUCAAUGCCUGUAAUUGUAAUCGGGCUGCAGAGUUGAUGAGUGACUGCUCGUAUGCAGAGAGAGAGAGCAGAGAGAGGGAAAAGGAGACGGAGAGAAAAGAGGGAGAGAGGGAGAGAGGUUUCAGUGGAGCAGGAAUAAAGAGUGUUUUCACAUUGAGGUGUUCUGCUGCCGUGGGGCUGGAUUAUUGGAAACGAGAGAUGGCUGUAACCGGGGAUGAGACUGAGUCAGCCGCCACAGGAGACAUCCCCGCCUACCAGCUGCGGUCGCCCAACUCGGGCCUGGCGCAAAGCAUCGUGAUGGCUGCGUCCCCGGGCACCAUGCAGAGCCCGUCGUCACAGCACGCCGAGGAGAUCACCCGCAAGAGGGAAGUCAGGCUGAUGAAAAACAGGGAGGCAGCUCGUGAGUGCCGCAGGAAAAAGAAAGAGUACGUCAAAUGUCUGGAAAACCGCGUGGCCGUGUUAGAAAACCAAAACAAGACCCUGAUUGAAGAGCUGAAAGCACUGAAGGACAUUUACUGCCACAAAGGCGAGUAGCGGCGGCUGUUUGUGGUCACGGGCUGAAGACAGUGGCGUUUUCAAACUGCUGCAG